AUGCGUCCGUGGCUUUUCAUCAUUCUUCUUACCAUUUUCUUCAUCCAAUCGGCGGAAUGUCAAGUGAAACGAAGCUCGAUGGGAGGAUCGGCAUUCGGAAGUCUCGACAGAAUUCCGCUCUCCUAUCUCCGCAAGUUUUAUCGGCAGAAAACGACGAAAAGAGAUGAGAACGAAUUCAAUGAUGGACCAAACGACUCACAGAUGGCGUACCGCUCGAUUUCAUUAUGGCCACUCUACUAA
Messenger RNA from Caenorhabditis remanei, 240 nucleotides. RefSeq lists its product as uncharacterized. The coding region runs from base 1 to 240 and encodes 79 amino acids. The transcript has 3 exons. The record is from RefSeq and is a predicted model, not a curated record. Lineage: Eukaryota; Metazoa; Nematoda; Chromadorea; Rhabditida; Rhabditidae.